GUGACCAUCCGUCAGCACAGUACGUCACCACGGUGUUCGCCAUUGUCCUGAUACCAUGCUUCUAAUAGGACACCUGUCUCUUUUCUCGUAGUAAACGCGAACUAGAUGGAUCGAAGUUUAAAGCGAAGGCAGGUGAAACCACUUGCUGCCUCUCUCCUUGAUGCUUUGGAUUAUGACAGCUCGGAUGACAGUGACUUUGAAGUGGGAGAUGCUUCAGGGUCAGAGGGCACAGGCAAUGGCAGUGAUGAAGAAGGGUCUAAAGUGAGUGCAGCAGGUUCAGAAAGUGACUCAGACAACGCUGCUUCUGCAGAUGAUGGCAUAGAUGAGGAGGAGGCCAAAGACCUAGCUGCUGAGGAUAACUUAACCGAGGAUGAGGAAAAGAGCAAACAGCAGCCAUCCUCAGACAGCUCCACCAAAGACAAUUCCACUGUCACCCCACCCAAAGGAAGACGGAAGAGCAAAAAAAUGUCAGAGCCAGAGCCUGAUGCGGCUGCUGGAGCUGAAUCUGCCUCAAUGUCUGGAUCCAACAGUGUGAAUGUUGAAGAGUCUCAGGCUGAGCCCAAGAAAUGGAAUUUCCGCAGGAACCGCCCCCUGCUGGACUUCACUACCAUGGAAGAACUGAAUGAGAUGGACGACUAUGAUAGUGAAGAUGAUAAUGACUGGAGACCCACAGCAGGGAAGAAGAAAGGCAAAGCAGCUGCUCAGAAAGGAGACACGGAUGAAGAGGAUUGUGGAAGUGCUAGUGAUGAUGAUGACGACAACGAUGAUGAUGACGAUGAUGAUGACGACGAUGAUGAUGAAGAGGACGAUGACAAGGAAGAUGACAAGGAAGAUGGUGAUGACAACAUCAAUAGUAGCAGUGAUAGUGACAAACAGGUGAAGAAGUCCAAAAAGAAGACAAAAAGCAGCAGUGCUUUUGAUGAAGAGCUGACCAAUGACGGCAUGUCCCAGGGAAAGGGCAACGAGGGUGCUUUGCAGGACCGCUCGCAGACCUGGAGCACACAACACAUUCUCAUCUGCUGCGUUUGUCUAGGAGACAACAGUGAAGAUGCAGAUGAAAUCAUUCAGUGUGACAACUGUGGGGUGACUGUCCAUGAAGGGUGUUACGGUGUGGACGGUGAGAGCGACUCGAUUAUGAGCUCAGCCUCGGAGAAUUCAACAGAGCCUUGGUUCUGUGAUGCCUGCAAGAAUGGAGUGACUCCCAGUUGUGAGCUUUGCCCCAACCAGGAUGGCAUCUUCAAAGAGACAGAUGCUGGGAGGUGGGUGCACGUGGUUUGUGCUCUUUAUGUUCCUGGAGUUGCAUUUGGGGACAUUGACAAGUUGCGACCAGUGACACUCACAGAGAUGAAUUAUUCAAAAUACGGGGCCAAGGAGUGCAGUUUCUGCGAGGACGCUCGCUUUGCCAGAACUGGUGUGUGUAUCAGCUGUGAUGCAGGAAUGUGUCGAUCCUACUUUCAUGUCACCUGUGCACAGAGGGAGGGGCUCCUGUCUGAGGCUGCAGCGGAGGAGGAUAUCGCUGAUCCAUUUUUUGCAUACUGCAAACAGCAUGCAGACCGCUUUGACAGGAAGUGGAAAAGGAAGAAUUACCUGGCCUUACAGUCUUAUUGUAAAGUCUCCCUUCAGGAGAGAGAGAGACAGCUUACCCCCGAAGCUCAGGCCCGAAUCACCACUCGCUUGCAGCAGUACCGGGCAAAAGCCGAACUGUCCAGAAACACCCGUCCACAGGCGUGGGUACCCCGAGAAAAGCUGCCACGACCUCUGACCUCUAGUGCCUCAGCUAUCAGAAAGUUGAUGAGGAAGGCUGAACUGAUGGGCAUCAGCACUGACAUUUUCCCUGUGGACACAUCUGAUACCAAUGCCAGCAUGGAUGGUCGCAGGAAACACAAGCAACCUGCUCUGACAGCAGACUUUGUCAACUACUACCUGGAGCGGAACAUGCGAAUGAUCCAGAUCCAGGACAACAUCUCUGAGCAGAAAAACUUAAAAGACAAACUUGAGAGCGAACAAGAAAAACUGCAUGUAGAGUAUAACAAGCUCUGUGAGUUUCUGGAGGAGCUGCUGAAUGUGAAUGGAAAGCUGCGGAGUGAAGGCCAGGCAGUAUGGACUCUGCUGGGGGCCAUCCUGGGCCAGAAAUUAAACACUCCAGCAAUCCUGAAAGCCCCAAAAGAGAGGAAGACCAGCAAGAAGGAAGGAGGAACCCAAGGAAAGUCAACAAAUCUACCAGCAAUCCUCUACAGCUGUGGCAUUUGUAAGAAAAACCAAGACCAACAUCUGCUUGUGCUGUGUGACACAUGCAAGCUCUACUACCACCUGGGCUGCCUGGAGCCACCACUAACACGAAUGCCCAAGAAGACCAAGAACAGCUAUUGGCAGUGCUCCGAGUGUGACCAGGCCAGCAGUGAUGAAGCAAAUAUCGCCAUGGAGACAUUACCAGAUGGUACCAAGAGGUCCAGGAGGCAGAUCAAAGGACCAAUCAAAUUCAUCCCACAGGAGAUGUCACCAGAGCCCAAGAAACAUCAAGUGAGAGGCACGAGAACCAGAGGGCAGAAGAGGAAGAGAGUUCCAAUCUGUGACGAGCAAGAAGAUAAAAUUGAGGAACCACUGCCACGGGAACGACGACAGCGGCAGUCUGCAGUGCAGAAAAAACCCAAAGCAGACGACACAAGGACUGAGUGUACAACCUGCAAAGGACCGGGUGACAACGAAAACCUUGUGAGGUUGUGAGAGCUGGGGCAGCUACCUCACCUCCCAUAAAAACUCGGGACAGAUGACCGUUGGCUUAGAGACAGAGAGAGGCAAAUUGAGGCGUUUGAAGAAUGGCACUCAAGUCAGGCUGAAGAACGAGACCAUCACACCGCCCCACAACUGCCUCUGAUCCAAACUGGACCAACGAAAUUGAGCAGAACUGUGUGAAUCUAAAACAUGGAGCCCUAGGUGAUGAAGUGUUGGCAGAGCCAAUUAUAUUUGAUUUUAUUACUUUAUUUGUGUUAAUGUUGGACUCUCAACUGCUUUCACAUACUAACAGUAACUUGUUCUAUUAUUUGGACACAGCUGCAUAUGACACAUUUUGCCAAACUAAGUAAAAGUUAGGGAUUCAAAAAAUUAAUGAGGUAAACAAAACAAGUAGAAAAUGACUAAAGAGAUUAUUUUUGUGCCAGCUAAAAUUUGAAUUUGUUAGACAUUUGCGUCCUGAUAGAUUUAAAGAUCAAAUGAAAUGUUGUCAAUUCUUCCUCAAUUUGCUGUAUUUCCUUUGUAAAAAAUCAUUUACACUAUUAGACAGUGACAAUGAAAUAUGAACAUCCUUGUGAUGCACAAAAAAGCAACUUUCUAGGAAGUUCAGUUGUCGAUUUUGUUGUGCCGUUAAGACUACAUUCAAUUUUUGUGCAAGUCCAGUAGGAGCAAACUUUUUCAGUUCCACAAAGCAGCGAAGUUUGUUUGGUUUGGUGCUUUACUUUGUAGGAAAUUGUUAAAGUGAAGGAAGCUCUGCAGUAAGCUGAGUGUGCUUUAGCAUGCUGCUGUGCAGGACUUCAGACUCUGUCUCAAAGUAACCCUCCAAGGCACUCACCUGAAACCAACAUUUCUGAGAAUUAUUUUAGAGCAACACACUUUACUUUGCUUCUAGUCUGGUGCGCUGCACCUUUGACCUUCCUGUGUGACUUAUCAGUACCAGCUAGUGGUACUAAUGAAUUUGAUUUUAACUGCACACAUUCUUGAACCUAGCUUUUUCUAAACUUAAUGUUGUGUUUUAAGUAUGCUGAGGACCAGAAAUAUUAAGAAAGUGUAUUAUUAUGUACAGAAGACAACUAUUUCUGAUGUAUCAAGUGCAGCAGUAAAGUAAAGCUACUGUAAAGCACCUGUAGUAGGAAGCAGCUAGUGUAGUUACCAGUAAUAGCACUUAAAUAUAAGUCCAAAUGUCUUCAGUCAUUUAGAAGUCUUCAUUUGCCUGUCUUCAUGUGACAGUUAAACUGACAUGUCCUCAGAAAGAAGCACAGCUUUGCUGCAUGUCUCUGGUGGCCCAGAGUGCUGUCAAAGCAACAGCUUCUUGCUGCUCUGUCAGGGCUCCUGACAAGUGUCACAUUCUGCCCUCAUAUGUCACUCUGUUGCCUAUCUGGGACCCUAUAUGCAUACUUUUGGGAACAGUUACUGCAGUUACAUGCAGUUUACUGCUGUUUGCUUUUCCCGUGUGUCCAGAAACACCACCGCACAGAGUUUGCUCCUGAGAUAAGAUUGCAUUGUAGGAUGACCUGCUGACUCCUGACCAGUGCUUUUCCAUUACUUUGAGUCUUCAUGUCAGUCUCAGACUGCAUGUCAGUUCUACAGUGCAUGUCUAUUGUCAGAUCUGUACAUAAUUUCAAACUGAAAAUAAGUGAUGUGGUCUUGUUGCUUUUGAAUUACAGGUAGCAAUUUAGUGAGAUGCUGUGUACAGUAUUUAUUUAAAAAGGCCAAAUAUGUCUUCAUUUUGUGCCUACAUACUUAAUUACAGUUGUAUCAAAAGCUUGUGUUGUCAACAGAGUUAGAGCUCUGAUUUGUGGUGUGGUCAUCAACUGACGACCAUAUUUUCUUUAUAUGCCAAAUAUUUGUUUACAGAUGUGCUUUUAAGGGAUUCUUUCUGAUUAAUUGUGUACUGUGUUAUUGUGAUCCUGUGUGAAGUAAGAAUGUGAAUGUUGCUGCUGUUAUGUAUAUGAAGUGUUUCCUCUGGCUCAUAGCUCUUGAAAAUUAAGCAGAGCUUUAAUAAACUCUUGAC
This is a messenger RNA of Archocentrus centrarchus (flier cichlid), 4744 nucleotides long. RefSeq names its product PHD finger protein 14 (gene phf14). The transcript is spliced from 17 exons. Gene Ontology annotation, biological process: regulation of transcription by RNA polymerase II. NCBI's taxonomy places the organism in Eukaryota, Metazoa, Chordata, Actinopteri, Cichliformes, Cichlidae. The record is from RefSeq and is a predicted model, not a curated record. The coding region runs from base 106 to 2724 and encodes 872 amino acids.